GGGAACCCAAAACCAAGCUACGUGGAGGUAGUAAAAGGCAUUGGAAGUAGAGGCGACGACUGGAUAGCCAAUAAAGGUAUCAAACCUGUCCAACACGGGAUCACAAACAACAGUGGCAAAACAGAACAAAAAUGGGUAGAGAAGCGAAGGUAAUUGCAUUGGACUGGACUUGAGUUCAACCCGAGGCAUGAAGACUGGGAAUGGCUUUAGGGAUGCUUUUUUGGAACAGCCGGAUCAGUAGGGAUUGUGCCCAUACUUCAAGAAAGACUAUACAUGGAGGGGCUUUUCUCAAUCAAGCUUCGAGCAAUGGGUGGGAAACUUGUCCUUAUGGACUAUGAUGAUAAAGAGGAAUUGAAAGAACUGGUUGAGUCAGCAAAAGAUUGGCUAGGGCAGUGGUUUGUCAACAUUAAGAGUUGGACCCCCCAUAUGGUUGCCACGGAGAGAUUUGUUUCGCUGAAGUGCUAUGGAGUUCCUUUUCAUGCAUGGGGUCCUGACUUCUUCAUCUCAAUUGCAAAUCUAUGGGGGAAUUUUAUUACCCUAGAUGAAAGCACUAGCUCUAAAAAGAGGUUUGAUGUUGCAAGGUUUUUGAUCUCCACAUCAGAAACAGGCUUAAUCUCUAAAACUCUUACAUACAAAAUUAACGGCCACAUGUACUGCAUAAAGUGCAAAGAGGAGGAAACAACAAAUGGGUGCUUCUCUUUAAAAGCAUAUUUCCAACCAAUCUCCCCAUCAAACUCUGAGGAAGAUUGCAGUGAAUCUUGGUCCUCCGACUAUCCGUCGGAAGACACUCAAAGAUUUGGCCAAAAUGGAGUCAUGCAUGGUGGUGACUCUAACCCGGCAUCUAGUGAAGACGACGAUGACGUGGCAGUGAAGGACAACCAGGCAGUGGGGAAGUCAACUAGGGUGAGGAUUUCGAAGGACCUUUCAUACUGGAACAGUGCAAAUAAUAAAUUCAACUGGCAAGAAAGGACGGCUAUUUGUUCCCAAGAAAGGCAAGAGGAGGGAUGUUCAGUAGACGUAGUUGGUGAUAGCCUGACACCGCCGAAGAAUUCAAAUGAUUUCAAAAAUUUGAAUGGGGAAGAUGGUAAGCAAGUGACCAGGGAAGGGCAAUGGAGACAGAAAGCUAGGAAACAAUGGUUGAGAGAAGGAGACGCAAAUUCCAAAUUCUACCACAAAUGUAUUAGCAGUAGACAACGCAGGAAAGAGAUUGUCAGUAUCCAGGUAAAUGGGAAGAAGUUAGAAGAUGUUGAUAAUAUCAAAAAUAGCAUAUCAGAUGAAGAUGAAAUCAAAACAGCAGUGUGGGAUUGUGGGAGUGACAAGGCUCCAGGACCUGAUGGUUUCAAUUUCACUUUCUUCAAGAAAAUGUGGAGUGAAAUAAAGGAUGAUAUAGUGGAAUUUGUCCAGGAAUUUCACAAGAAUGGGAAGUUAGUAAAAGGCUUGAAUGUUUCUUUCUUAACAUUGAUUCCAAAAGUGAAGAAUCCACAGAGAAUUGAGGAGUUUAGGCCUAUUUCACUCAUUGGCUCCCUGCAUCUAUGUGAAGGAUUUGUCACAGCAAAUGAAAUUAUUGAUGAAGCUAAGAGGAAAAAGAAGAAGAGCUUUGUUUUCAAAGUAGACUUCGAGAAGGCUUUCGACAAGGUGAAUUGGAACUUCCUUGAUUAUAUGAUGAUGAGACUUGGGUUUAAUGAAAUAUGGAGAAAAUGGAUCAUGGAGUGUCUUCAAACGAGUUUAUUGUCGGUGUUGGUCAACGGUAGCCCAUCUAAACAGUUUCUUGUCUCAAGGGGAUUAAAGCAAGGAGAUCCAUUGUCUCCCUUCCUAUUCCUGAUCGUUGCAGAAGGAUUGAACAAAAUAAUCAAUACUGCAAUUGAUAGAGGAUUGUAUGAAGGAAUAAAAGUGGGGAAUUCGGGCAUGCGAUGCUCUCACAUCCAAUUUGCAGAUGACACAAUCAUUUUUGGGGAAGCUUCAGAAAAAAACAUCCAGGUUGUGAAGUGCACUAUGAGAGCUUUUGAGCUUGCCUCAGGUAGAAUUACCUUCCUCAACUCUGUGCUCACAUCGCUCCCAGUCCUCUUCUUGUCCAUUUAUCUCACUCCCAAAGGUAUUGUCAAAACUCUUGAUAAAAUUAGGAAUAAAUUUCUAUGGGGUGGAUGUGAGGAGUCUAGGCAAGUGCAUUGGGUUAAUUGGAAAACAGUCUGUAUUAGUAAAAGGGAUGGGGGGCUUGGGGUUAAGGAUCUUAGACUUUUUAAUCAGGCAUUACUUGGAAAGUGGUGGGGUAGAUUGGCCAAGGGUUCUUCCAGGUUGCUUUUUAACCUGAUUAAAGAAAAAUAUGGGUAUGAGGGUGGAAAUUGGUGUAAUUGGGGCUUCCAAAUUAGGAUCGGUAAUGGAGAGAAAGUUAGUUUUUGGAAGGAUUCAUGGAGUAAUACUGGAGUGCUUGCUAAUGUUUUUCCGAGAUUAUAUAUGCUUUCUACAGGGAAAGACAACACAAUUGAUGAGAUGGGUAGAUGGGAAGACAACAAAUGGGUUUGGAACCUUCCUUGGAGACGCACCCCACACUCUUGGGAGCAAGAUUCCAUGCAAGAUUUCAACAAGCUUCUCAAGGAGACCAACCUGACCAUAGGGAAGGAAGACACUUGGACCUGGGAACGAGAUCAGUUGGGUGAUUACUCUACAAGCUCAAGAUACACUGCUUUGGUCCAACAUCAACCCUCACCAUACCGAAAAGUUUUUGAGAAGAUUUGGAACCCCCUUAUUCCUCACAAAGUCUAUGGAUUCACUUGGUUACUACUACUUGAUAGGAUUCCCUCAAAAUUCAACUUGUUGAAAAGGGGAUUAAUUAAGGAGAUGGAGGCUGUUAAGUGUAGCCUUUGUGGACGGAAUGUGGAAGAAAGCAACCAUCUUUUUCUCCACUGCUCAAUUACUGCAAAAAUCUGGUCAAUGUGCUUUGAAUGGUGGGGCUUCUCCACUGCCAUUGCUGGUUCAUGUUGGGAUUCUUUCAUCCAACAUGAAUCCUUAGCUACUAAAAGUAGUGAACGACUAGCUCGUAUUGACUUUGCACCUUAUGGUGGCCUUAACCCGCCCCACACUCAUCCUCGAGGAACUGAGAUUCUAGUAGUCCAGGAAGGCACACUAUACGUUGGCUUAGUCUCCUCCAACCAGGAUGGGAACCGUCUAUUUACUAAGGUCCUGAACAAGGGAGAUGUUUUUGUUUUCCCUAUUGGUUUGAUUCACUUCCAGCUCAAUAUAGGGAAAACUCCUGCUGUUGCUCUUUCAGCUUUUAGUACCCAGAAUCCGGGCACAAUUACAAUCGCCGAUGCCCUUUUUGGAUCCAAUCCAGCUAUUAAUCCUGAUGUUCUCACCAAGGCCUUCAGGUUAGAGCCGAAUGUUGUCAAGUACCUCCAGUCACGUUUUUGAAGCAAAAACAUUUAUCAUUGGAAGACUUGAACUAGCUAUGUUUUAUGUUUUAAUAGUUGAUUGUGUGGAUUGUCUUUGAGUGCUAUACCUCUAUUAAUUCUAUCAUUGUAUUCAAAUAAUACUCAUUACCAUGUAAUAAAGAGGUUGCUUAAUU
Rubroshorea leprosula is the source of this 3559-nucleotide messenger RNA. NCBI's taxonomy places the organism in Eukaryota, Viridiplantae, Streptophyta, Magnoliopsida, Malvales, Dipterocarpaceae. The record is from the annotation of a GenBank genome assembly.